Wyeomyia smithii (pitcher-plant mosquito) is the source of this 1955-nucleotide messenger RNA. RefSeq lists its product as uncharacterized. Lineage: Eukaryota; Metazoa; Arthropoda; Insecta; Diptera; Culicidae. The record is from RefSeq and is a predicted model, not a curated record. Bases 382 to 759 code for a protein of 125 amino acids. The transcript has 3 exons.
CACGUUGUAGAUUCUAUUUACGCCUAGAAUAUUGACCUAAAUUUGUUUGCUUGGUCCAGCUGAGUGUAUAAACUGGUUACGACAGGUUACUUCUCAUGGGAAUCCUAUCACUCAAAAUAUUUUUCACUUAAAUGCUACAUGAUUUUUCCGAUACAAUCAUAUCAUUUCAGAAUUUGGUCGUGUUACGUGGUUGAAGUGAUUUUUACGUGUAAGUAAAGAUAAAUUCUACUUUAUCGACAGUUGCCUUCAAUAUGAAAAUAACACGUAGAAAAAAACACAUAAAAAGUACGUGAGCUUCCUGUGUGAAAAUUUAGAAUUUCAAGAUGGCGCAACAAUUGGUAGACAAACUUACAAUUACCACAGGAUUUAAUCAGAAUUUUAAUGAACGAUUGUAAUCUCGGGCUUUACGAGUUGCUUACAUUCGACGUCGAAGAUUUACACAACCAUCUAGAGCCAUUUGGAAUAAGUUGGAGCUACGAUAAUCUGUAUGAAAAAACCAAUGUGUGGCGAAAACGAAACAAAAUCGCAAUACAACAAAUUUUGACUGGAGAUACCACGAAUGGAAGUCCGAUUUUAAGUACUAAACGGGAGUUAGAAACUUGCGAAAUACCAGUGUCAGGUUGUUACGUUCUGAGUAACUUCUACUACAAUUUCUCGUACGUUUUCGCGACUCGAAUACUUGCCCGCUCUGGGUCGUCACUUUUGGUCUCCUGGUGGAUAAUUCACUGGGCGGACUUUCAACCCACCUAUGGUCACUGAGUGAAAAUUUAACGAAUAUUUCAAGCAGAAACAAGCAAAGAACUUAGAAAAAACAGUUAAAUUUCGUUACUAGACCAGACAUGUUUAUUUUAAACUGUUUGUAUUAAACACUAUUGUUAGUAAGUGGGGUAAAUUUUACUUGCGCAUAUUGAUGAAAAAUCGUUGCUUCAGCACACCGCGUGCUGUUGGCUGCUGGGCUGGUUGGUCGACUGAAGGGAUGCGAGGGGGCUCCGGAACGAUGAUCGAUGCUCGUUGUUGAAGUUGUCUCCGUGAUGCAACGGACGCAGCGGCGUCCCGCUUCAGGUACAGGAAAUCUCGGAUUUUCAGCCAGUCUUGGCCUGAUGACGAACGGCCGAUGAUUGCUGGAUUUACUGGCGAAUAUUGGCCUAAUGACGAGCAGCCAAUUCACCGGAGGAGUUGCGGGCACGAUGAAUUUCUUCCCACCGGUUGGUUGCAUAGGCUUGAUGUCCCAAAAUGGCGUAAAAGUACCGCCAACGAACGAAAUGGCGUUUUCGAGCACACACGACACUAACUUUGUCGAAUAACUUGCCUUGGUUGGCCACACACAACUUACACCUCCGGGUGAAAUAUUAUCAAGAGAGCGAGAGUCUGUUGUCCGCCCCCUUUUAUCCCUUAACAGUCCGCUUUCCAUCGCAGACCCUCCCUGCCUCGCAUCGCACCGCCCUGUCCUUCUCGCCGUAUCAGAGUUUAAGGGUUUACAAUUUUUUUUAUCGUUUUUGUUUGGGUUGGUGUCAGGGUUGAAUAUAGAAUUUUAUUCUAAUUUUAGAACACAUGCAUUUUGUUUUGUAUACUAACGCUUGUUUCGUUUUACCAAUACAUAUUUUAUUUUAAAUAUAGUUACAUGAAUAUUUAUUUAAUAGAUUUUUAGCAUCAUAUUUUUUUUUUAAUUACGAGAAACGCAAAUUUAAAUAUAUAUAAUAUUAAAGAGAAAAAAUGACGUUUGACCAAAUGAAUCGAAUAUUUACAAACCUUAACUCUAAUGACACCACCCGUGGCUAUUAAGCAAAAAUUAAACAUAACUCAAACAUAAAACUAUGGAGCGUUGACAAAUAAUUUUAGCUUAAACAUUUACUGACAACAAUUUUUACACUUAAACUAUUAACAAUAUAAAUACAUGUAACGAUCUAGCCGACCCAGUGACCAAAGGAUUAUAUUGUGACCGUUGCAAAAAUUGC